This is a messenger RNA of Quercus lobata, 1134 nucleotides long. Its product is annotated as WAT1-related protein At2g39510-like. NCBI's taxonomy places the organism in Eukaryota, Viridiplantae, Streptophyta, Magnoliopsida, Fagales, Fagaceae. Gene Ontology annotation, molecular function: transmembrane transporter activity. Bases 1 to 1134 code for a protein of 377 amino acids. The record is from RefSeq and is a predicted model, not a curated record. The transcript has 7 exons. Gene Ontology annotation, cellular component: membrane.
AUGUCCAUGGAGUCCAUGACUCAACUGUAUAACAAGGUGAAACCAUUUUUGGCAGUAAUUUUAUUGCAAUUUGGCUAUGCAGGGCUGUCCAUAAUCUGUAAAUUUGCUCUAAACAAGGGGAUGAGCCAACAUGUGUUUGUAGUAUACCGGAGUGCCAUUGCCACUGUUGUCACUGCUCCUUUUGCUGUUGUCUUGGAUAGGAAGAGGCGGCCAAAGUUGACCUUCUCUGUCUUUGCUAAGAUUGUGUUGCUCUCCUUAUUGGAGCCUGUAAUCAACCAGAACAUGUUCUUCACUGGGAUGAAGUAUACUACAGCAACUUUCGCGAGAGCCAUGUGCAAUGUUGUUCCUGCGUUUACAUUUUCAAUGGCUUGGAUUUUAGGUCUUGAGAAAGUAAAUAUAAGGAGAUGGCGUGGCCAGGCAAAGGUAUUGGGGACCAUAGUAACGAUUGGAGGAGCUAUGCUUAUGACUCAGCUUAAAGGACCUAUGUUGAAUUUGCCAUGGACAGAUGGAAAUGGCCAUCAAGAAUCUAAUGCAGCAAAUAUGCAAGAUGUCAUCAAGGGUGCUCUCAUGGUGCUAGCAGGUUAUUUCUGCUGGUCUGGUUUCUUUAUUCUUCAAGCAAUUACGCUGAAAUCAUACCCUGCAGAGCUUUCAUUAGCAGUUUUGAUAUGUUUGAUAGGCACACUGGAAAGUGCCAUACUAGCCCUUACAUUAGAACGGGGCAACCUCGCAGCCUGGUCAAUACACUUAGAUACUGAGCUUUUAGCUGCUGUAUACACUGGUGUAGUAUGUUCAGGGUUUGCCCUUUACAUUCAAGGACUGGUAAUAAAGGAAAAGGGACCUGUUUUUCUGACUGCUUUUAAUCCCCUAAGCACAAUUUUAGUUGCAAUUAUCGGCUCCUUCAUUCUGUUUGAGACCAUGUACUUAGGAAGGAUUAUUGGAGCAAUUGUCAUUAUUGUGGGCCUAUAUCUGGUUUUAUGGGGCAAGAGGAAGGAUCAACCAGGGUUGAAGUCAGACAAUGAAGAGGUAGUACCAACCGCCGAUAUGGCUACUAUGAAUGAGAGGGUAACGACUUCAAAUCAAGAAUUUAUGGCCAUCAAUGUAACAAGUAUAAAAUCUACAGAUGAAACUAUAUGA